ACCAGAGAGUCUGAUAUGUGCGCUGCUGGGCGGAACGGCCGGUUUGACUGUUUUCUGUCCGGGCCUGUCUGGGGGACGGACGGAGGUUUGGUUGUUGGGCAGUGCUGGAAAGAGAGAGCUGCAGCAAACAUGAAUGCUGGCCUUGUCUUCCUCUGUGUGCCCAGCACCAAUCUGUAUCUACAACUCCAUCAUCAGGUUCCACCACAAGAAGUGCUUCAGGUUGCUGACACCAGAACAGGUCAACAAACAUCCUCUGAUGAUCUCCUCACUAAUGCUUCUCCUGAACAAACAGAGACAGAAACGGGCAAGGAGAGAACUCACCUCUGUGCAGAGUGUGGGAAGAGUUUUACUCAGCAGAGUGAUCUCCAGCGACACCAGCACACUCACUCCGGAGACAAACCUUAUCACUGUCUGGAGUGUGGGAGGGGGUUUAUUCAGCAGAGUGACCUCCAGCUUCACCAGCGCACCCACACAGGAGAGAGGCCUUUUGACUGCUCGCACUGCGGGAAGAGCUUUACCCACAGGAACAGUCUUCAGCGGCAUCAGCUCAUCCACUCUGGUGUAAAGCCGUAUGAAUGCCCGCACUGCGCUAAGACAUUUACUCACAAGAACAGUCUCCAGCGACACAAAAGUGUUCACACAGGUGAGAAACCGUAUGAUUGCUCAGACUGCGGGAAGAGCUUUAUCGACAAAGGACAUCUCAAAAAACACCAGCGUGUUCACACAGGGGAGAAGCCCUAUCAGUGUGGGUUCUGCGGGAGGAGUUUUGCACAACAGAGUUAUCUUCAUCAGCAUCACCGGACUCACACAGGAGAGAGGCCGUACUAUUGCUCGGAGUGCGGGAAGAGCUUCACUCAGCUGAGCAGCCUCCAACUGCACCAACGUACUCACUCAGGGGAGAAGCCAUUUUUGUGCGCGGGGUGCGGGACCAGUUUUACCCAUAAAAGUAGUCUCCAGCGACACCAGCUCACUCACACAGGAGAAAAGCCUUAUGAGUGUUCGUGGUGUGGUAGAAGUUUUACCGAACAAAGUAAUCUUCAACGACACCAGCGCACUCACUUUAUAAAAGUAACAGUUUAAUUGGCUUGUUUUACCUGAGAGAAUGCUUUUGCCAAGAAUUAGUCUGUUUGAAUGGCUGGUGUUAAUUUAAUUAACAUAACAUAAUAUUAUUGGAAUAUUUAUAGCAGAAAAGUAAUGUAUUAUUACAUAUGAGAAGCUUUUAUUUUUGCAAACUGUUAUACACUCAGACACUAGUAGCUUCUUUGUACAUCUAUACAUAGGAAUAAUGGAAAUCAAUUUAAUUGGUCCAGUAAUUGUGAAAUUGCACAUACAGUGUAAACCCAGAUUUAUAUUGUAAACUGGGAUUGGUGUGGCAUAUUGUAGACGUCAUAAUAUGUAUUUAUAUACUGGUUAUAUAUGUAAACAUAUUAAAUGUUCUGCUAUA
Molecule: messenger RNA, 1444 nt
Organism: Astyanax mexicanus (Mexican tetra)
Lineage: Eukaryota; Metazoa; Chordata; Actinopteri; Characiformes; Acestrorhamphidae
Product: zinc finger protein 239
Exons: 2
Coding region: 16-1080 (354 amino acids)
Biological process (GO): regulation of immune system process; regulation of cytokine production; negative regulation of transcription by RNA polymerase II
Source: RefSeq, a predicted model, not a curated record